Haliotis rubra (blacklip abalone) is the source of this 921-nucleotide messenger RNA. RefSeq lists its product as uncharacterized. The coding region runs from base 107 to 616 and encodes 169 amino acids. The record is from RefSeq and is a predicted model, not a curated record. The transcript is spliced from 4 exons. Lineage: Eukaryota; Metazoa; Mollusca; Gastropoda; Lepetellida; Haliotidae.
UUUCACCGACACUGCAUUCAAGGUGUGAGCCUUUCAACAGAUCUACAAGGACUCACCACUCACAGGCAUCCACGGUAGAGGGGACAGUAGCGUGGUCAGCUGCAUCAUGCGGACAACGUUCAACUUACUGAUUCUGCUAUUUCUUUGGAUGGAAGCGUCUGAAGGUGGCUGGACUUGUAAACAGUACCUCUCCCACGGUAGUAGCUUUUACAUCACUUACUACUGCCCUCAUUACUGCUGCGGUUCACUAUAUGACGACGACUGCUGCUUCUACGACCCACGUAGUUCCUGGAGUUCUUGGACCACUUCGAGCACUUCGAGCCCGUCGCGCUGGAGUGGCUCCUCAUCCAAAUCUAGUCCCAGCAAUGUUGGAAAGAUUGUGGGGUAUUCGAUCGGCGGCAUUGCAACAUUUCUUACAUUAGUUUGUGCCUGCUUGUCAAUCAGCAAGAAGAAAAGCAGGGUACAAUCAUACCCAAGGAAUCUGGAUACCCACCCAACAGUUUCAGGUAUCACCUCCUCUAACCAAUAUCCAGGGACUACCGGCCCAGCAUCAACCUCACCAUCAGCUGCAAGGACACCGGCACAGUCAGCACUGCCAGGCAUGAUCCAUGUCUAGAUUAGACAAGAUAAAUGACCAUCCGCUCUUCUUCUUCAGAGAUGUGGAAUGACUUGGUCAGCGAAUCAACAGCGAUCAUGUUGUUUUGUCAGUACUACCGAUAGGCCAGAAUAUGCCUAGUACAGUUUUCACGAACAUUUGGUGUCGUCACGGAUUUUCAGUGAUCCAUUUAUAAUUUUCAUCGCCUUUUCCCGUUUUAUGCUCGAUAGAAUCUGUUUCGUCAGAUAACCGAAACUGGUGAAUGUCUGUUUUUGACUAUUAAUAUUCAGAAUACAUUUGAAAUAAAAUGUGUGUAUUUUCUCGUU